Myxocyprinus asiaticus (Chinese sucker) is the source of this 830-nucleotide messenger RNA. Its product is annotated as retinal cone rhodopsin-sensitive cGMP 3',5'-cyclic phosphodiesterase subunit gamma. Gene Ontology annotation, cellular component: photoreceptor outer segment membrane. The transcript is spliced from 3 exons. The record is from RefSeq and is a predicted model, not a curated record. Lineage: Eukaryota; Metazoa; Chordata; Actinopteri; Cypriniformes; Catostomidae. Gene Ontology annotation, biological process: positive regulation of G protein-coupled receptor signaling pathway; positive regulation of epidermal growth factor receptor signaling pathway; visual perception. Gene Ontology annotation, molecular function: 3',5'-cyclic-nucleotide phosphodiesterase activity; cGMP binding. The coding region runs from base 108 to 326 and encodes 72 amino acids.
GGCCGGCAAACAGACUGGACACAAGCUCAAACUGAGACAUCGAGAAGAAUCUGAGAAGAGAACAAUCCAGAGAACCUGAAGACUUCCAGAACACGUAAAUAGAAGAAAUGGAUGCCCCAGCACCAGCAGACAAGAAGGGACCCCCCAGGUUCAAGCAAAGGACCACUCGCACCUUCAAGAGCAAGGCCCCCAAACCUGGCCAGAAGGGUUUUGGAGAUGACAUCCCUGGAAUGGAGGGUCUUGGCACAGACAUCACUGUGAUCUGCCCAUGGGAGGCUUUUGGCGACAUGGAGCUCAGUGAUCUGGCGAAAUAUGGAAUCGUGUAGUCGUCUUCCUCUCCUUUUCUUCUGCCACCCCCGUCAUUAAUUGACAACCAGCUUGUAGAAUCAUCUAUCAUGAAUCGUACUGAAAUACAAACCAGCAGACGAUCCAAUCUCAAACCAACAUAGGAACUUCAGACUUCCACAGGAUGGGAUUUAAUUAAAUCAAUCUGUUUGAAAAACAGGAAAAAUGGCAUAGUUUCUCUCUACUUCUGAGCUGAUGCUCUUAAAGUCUACAUGUAAAGCUCUUCCAUUUUGGUCAGGCAUCACUGGAGCUCUCAGGAGGAGGAAUUGAUUUUAAAAUGCUGCAAUAUCCUUCAGCCGCUCUCCCUCUCUCCUAAUAUUCUAUCUAAACACAGCACUUUAUGUACAAAUCAACUUUUGGUUUUUUUGAACGGUAAAUAUGAAUGUGUUUGUGUCUGAAUCAAGUCAUCAUGGAUAAUGAGCUGAUCACAAUGAAACCCAUUAAUCUGGGGGUAGAACACACAAAAUAAAUGUCAAUCUUCCAAA